Molecule: messenger RNA, 720 nt
Organism: Olea europaea var. sylvestris
Lineage: Eukaryota; Viridiplantae; Streptophyta; Magnoliopsida; Lamiales; Oleaceae
Product: protein FAR1-RELATED SEQUENCE 5-like
Exons: 2
Coding region: 1-720 (239 amino acids)
Source: RefSeq, a predicted model, not a curated record
AUGGUAGACUGCAAUAUGAAAAGUGGAAUGGAGGUUUACUCAUCGGAGUUCGUUAGUGAUGAUUGUUUGGCUGAUGAUAGGUUGGGAGUAGAAACUGAGAUUUUGGUUCCGAAGGUUGGUAUGAAAUUUGACAGUGAAAAGGAGUUAUUUGAAUUCUACAAGAAGUAUGCUUACGAAAUAGGGUUCCCUGUUAGAAAAAGAAACUCUAAGAAGGGUGAUGAUAGGGUUGUUCGAUACGUGAGCUUUACUUGUAGUCGAGAAGGUCGACGGAAGACUAAUAGAAGUACUUCUUUGAAUCCUCCGCCAACAAUUGAAAUAGGGUGCAGAGCUAGGUUGACAGUGUGUUCUGAUGCUCGUGGAAUAUGGCGAAUAAACGUUGUGCAGUUAGAACACAACCAUAAGACAAGCCCAUCUAAAUCUAGGUUAUAUCGAUGCAAUCGAGAACUUAGUGCACACGUUAAAAGACGGCUUGAGGUCAAUGACAUAGCAAGGAUCCCAUUGCAUAAAAGCUAUAACUCAACUGUAGUGGAGGCAGGUGGAUUCGAGAACAUGACUUGUGUUGAGAAAGACUGUAGGAAUUUCAUUGAUAAAGUACGGCGUUUAAGACUUCGUGAAGGAUAUGCUGCUGCAUUACAGAAUGGAAAAGCAAUUUCAAGAAGUUUAUACAAUCUCGAAAUUCAAGGAGUUUCAAAAAGAAUUCACCUGAAAGGUUUACUGUGA